AUGGCAGAUGAAAUGACGUUGAGAGCCGAUGUGAGAGACAAAGGGAGGGCGAACGCUGCUGAGGAGGGCUCUUGCCGGGUGAGAGGAGAAAGGAUUCAAUUUGAGGCUCAAGUCAGAAACUGUGGACCUGCAGAGAUUGAGGCUGGGGACACCAGUGGGGACACAGAUGCUCAGCAGCCCAGAGAGUGUGACAGAUCCUCUCCCCCUCAGUUCUCUUUGAAAACGUACCUGAGGAGAUCUUUCUCCACAGCUUCUUCCUCCAUAGAGUCCCUGUCUUCUUCACCGCAGAGCAACAUGGGAGUUGACUGUGCAGGAAUCAUCCUCAACUGCCUCUUCUGCCGCUUCUACAGCAGCAACUGCUGCCCCAACUACAAGCAGGUCGUCACGGCAGCAGAGUCUGCAUCCAGCAGCGACGAUGACUCUUGCACGGACUUGGACUGUGGUCUGCUCAUUGCCUGUAAUGAAGGAGGGGAUUGUCUGGAGCUGGCGAUGGAGGUUUCUGAGUUAUGCUUCCACUAGGAGGAAAACAAUACUCAUUACCCUAAGGAACUUGAUGGAUAAUCAAAGAUCAGACUGUGAAGUGGACAGUUUCUUCAGUCUAAAACACUGAUUAAAUGCACAGAAAAUAAUAUUGAAGCUGUUACAUGCAACAUUUGUGGUGUUAAAAUGACAAUAAAUAUAGAUAAUGCAUCUGUGAAUGCAUGUGACCUUGUAUCUAUAUAAUAUAAUGUCCCAAAUCUAUGAAACGGACCCAUUUCAUCUCAGACAGUUUAACUUUGACAGGAAAAGCCAAGUGGACCUAAAUGAUUGACAACGGCUGUUACCCAUUUUUAAAGCA
Hippoglossus stenolepis (Pacific halibut) is the source of this 838-nucleotide messenger RNA. It is a transcript of the gene mdfic2, whose product is annotated as MyoD family inhibitor domain containing 2. NCBI's taxonomy places the organism in Eukaryota, Metazoa, Chordata, Actinopteri, Pleuronectiformes, Pleuronectidae. The coding region runs from base 1 to 519 and encodes 172 amino acids. The transcript has 3 exons. The record is from RefSeq and is a predicted model, not a curated record.